AUGGCAAAUAUCUUUUCGACUGCCGAUGUUGACUAUCAUCGGAAAUUGAGAAGACUCAUGUCCGCACAAUUGUCCGAGUCGUCCUUGAAGUCGCUUCUCCCAGCAAUAACCUCCCGCGUAGAGUUGACGAUCCAGAGAAUGAAGGAGGAUAUGCAAACACGAGGCUUUGUGGAUGUCUUUAAAUGGUGUCUUUUUAUGGCAACAGAUGUCAUAGGCGAGCUUGCCUUCGGCGAGUCGUUCCAAAUGUUGGAGAAAGGCGAGAAAAACCAGUACAUCCGCGAUUUGGAGGGAGUUGGAGUGGUAUCCGCUGUUCGAAUCACCUUCCCACGAGUAAUUGCUUUGGCACGAAAAUAUCCACUGCCCAUCUUUCAGAAGAACGUUCAACAAGCUAGACGCAUUAUAGGCUAUGCUGAACAGUCUCUCCAACGCUAUCAGAGUUUGAUUGACCAGAACCCAGAAGUACCAAAGCAAAUAAUUGUCACCAAGAUGUUCAAGGCCAGAGAGGAUGAGAAGUUGUCGUUCUCCGAGAUCGUCAUAAACGCCCAGGGUUUGAUUGUAGCCGGCAGUGAUACGACAUCGAAUUCCCUAACCUAUUUGCUCUGGUCCGUCUGCCGGCGUCCUGAGCUCCGGGAUGCGCUUGUGAAAGAGCUUCGAACGUUGCCCGAUGACUUCACCGAACAUGAUCUGCGAGAGCUGCCUCUCCUAAGCCAAUGCGUCGAAGAGACGCUUCGUCUCUAUUCCGCAGCUCCAGCACUACUUCCCCGGGAGGUCCCUCAAGGCGGAGUAGAGCUUGGAGGUUACUGGCUCCCAGGUGGUACCACGGUGGCCACCCAAGCGUACACGAUGCAUCGACAUCCAGACAUUUUCCCAAACCCUGACGAGUUUAACCCCUAUCGGUGGGCGGCGCCAACAAAGGCUAUGAAGGAGGCCUUCAUGGCAUUUGGUCGUGGACCAAGAAUUUGUAUAGGAUUGCACUUGGCGUAUAUCGAGCUUCGGCUCGCCGCGGCUCGUUUUUUCCAGGAAUUUCCAACUGCAUGUAUGUCUGAGCGUGAAGGAAUGUCGGAUGAUGACAUGAAUGAGACGAUCUAUUUUUUGAUGAGCCCCAAAGGAAAGCGGUGCCUGAUUGAAAAAGCAUCGUGA
This is a messenger RNA of Metarhizium brunneum ARSEF 3297, 1140 nucleotides long. The record is from RefSeq and is a predicted model, not a curated record. NCBI's taxonomy places the organism in Eukaryota, Fungi, Ascomycota, Sordariomycetes, Hypocreales, Clavicipitaceae.